Acanthosepion pharaonis is the source of this 1236-nucleotide messenger RNA. The record is from the annotation of a GenBank genome assembly. NCBI's taxonomy places the organism in Eukaryota, Metazoa, Mollusca, Cephalopoda, Sepiida, Sepiidae.
AUGCCUAAAAUGGCGAAGUCACAACACUCUGUCUGUCUGUCUGUCGCUCUGUUCAUAUCUAUCUAUCUAUCUAUCUAUCUAUCUAUCUAUCUAUCUAUCUAUCUAUCUAUCUAUCUGUGCCUGUCUGUUCAUAUCUAUCUAUCUGUCCGUGGUUAUAUUCCGUUACAACAGUCUGUCUAUUUCUUCAUAUCUAUCUAUCUAUCUAUCUAUCUAUCUAUCUAUCUAUCUAUCUAUCUAUCUAUUUGUGUGCCUGCCUGUUCAUAUAUAUCUAUCUGUCUGUGUUAUAUUCCCCUUUCUCUUUCUUUGUUGAUUCUUUAUCUUUCUUAUAACCUUGGUUGGCAAACAGUCUAUAACGGAAAGAAUCGACUACCGACUGCAGUAUACUUCUACUCCGUCAGCGUUUUUUUUCCUUUUCCUUUUCUUGGUUGUUCUCAUUAUAUUUGUGUUUUUCCUUUCAUUUUUUUCUUCUUUACUCUUUUCCUUCUCUUUUGUUUUCCAUAUUAUUUCUUUAUCUUUUCUCUUCUUUUCUUUGUCUUGUUCGUCUUGAUAUAUUUCGUCUUUUGUUUAACUGUCUUCUUCUUCUUCUUCUUUUAUCACGCUUUUUUCAUUUCUUCUUCUUCUUCUUCUUCUUCUUCUUCUUCUUUUACGCUUUAUCUUCCUUCUUCUACGUCUCUUCCACCUGUUUUCUUUUUUCUUCUAAUUCUUCUUCCCCUAUUCUUCUUCUUCUUACAUCUCUUCUUUUUCAUCUUCUUCUUCUUCUUCUUCUUCUUCUUCUUCUUCUUCUUUUCUCAUCUAUUCUUUUCUCAUUCUUCUACUUCUUCUUCUUCUUCUUCUUCUUCUUUUCUCAUCUAUUCUUUUCUCAUUCUUCUACUUCUUCUUCUUCUUCUUCUUCUUCUUCUUCUGUUCUUCUUCUUUUCUCAUCUAUUCUUUUCUCAUUCUUCUACUUCUCCUCCUUCUCCUCCUCCUUCCAUCUAUUAUCUUAUUCUUCUUUUCUCAUCUAUUCUUUUCUCAUUCUUCUUCUUCUCCUCCUUCCCCUCCUCCUUCCCCUCCUCCUUCCAUCUAUUAUCUUAUUCUUCUUUUCUCAUCCAUUCUUUUCUCAUUCUUCUUCUUCUCCUCCUUCUCCUCCUCCUUCCAUCUAUUAUCUUAUUCUUCUUUUCUCAUCCAUUCUUUUCUCAUUCUUCUUCUUCUCCUCCUUCUCCUCCUCCUUCCAUCUAUUAUCUUAUUCUUCUUUUCUAA